This is a messenger RNA of Notodromas monacha, 1521 nucleotides long. The record is from the annotation of a GenBank genome assembly. NCBI's taxonomy places the organism in Eukaryota, Metazoa, Arthropoda, Ostracoda, Podocopida, Cyprididae.
AGAAGUUAUUUGUCUCUAUCUUCCCCUUGCUGAUUGUGAUUUCAAAAUUAUUCCCAUUUUUAUCAUCAUGACUUUGAGGAAGUGCCAGAGGAAAUCCUUUAAAUUUAAAAUGAGCACAUUUUUUCAUAUGUACCAUUAUUAUGUUAAUACUCUGAAAAGUUCAGGAAAACCCUCACGAAUUUCAAGUCCAGGCAUUUUCACUUAGAAAAAAUAUUCAUCAUCUUUGAACAGAACAUUUUCAUUUUUUAUUUUCAUUUUAUUGUCAGGCCCUUAUGUACCCUGGGGAUGUUGGGUUCCCAAUGAAGCUGAGGUCAGAAGGACCAUCUUAUCUUAUGAUGGAGAUGCACUACAAUAACCCAACUUUUGAUACAUUUGUGGACUCUUCAGGGAUGAAUGUUUUCUAUACAGAUGUCAUCAGACCAAAGGAAAUGGGAGUUUUGGAGCUUGGGAUGUCAGUCACUCCAAUUCAGUCAACUUGUCUACAUGUUGUGGUGUCCAUGUGCUGGGCUCCAUUGCACCAGGAGAACAGUACAGGGAGACAAAUGAAGCUGAGGCUGGUCAGAAAUGGAAUUGAAGAACCCUGGUUCCAGUAUGACGACCACUAUGACUUUGAGUACCAGGAAUUUCGGGUUUUCCCAGAGGAGAAAAAGCUGCUCCCUGGAGACAUUCUCAUCCUGGAAUGUACCAUGGACUCCACGGGAAAGACUGGAGUGACAUCUGGUGGUUGGGGAACCGAUGAUGAGAUGUGUCUCGCGUUUUUGAACUACUAUCCCAAGUCAGAGCUUUUGAAAUGCUUCACCAUGUUUGAUUUUGACACGAUUCAAGCCGAACUCGGAUUCCCUGACUUGUACCCCAAUGGGAUAUUAAUUUUGUACCGGGUUAUCCAGAGAUGCAAGAGUAUCAACCUCCUCCAAGAAAUUGUCCAGAACACAAGGUUGCCAAAAGAAAUUCAUGGAGAAAUGCUGAAAAUUUUGGAAGGAGCCAAAGAUGAAAUGGGUCAUGUCAGAGGAUGAGCUCCAAAAAGUUUUUUUCACAUUAUGUAUAUAUUAUUUAUGGAUAUUAUUUCAGGUCAAUAUUGAAGGAGUGCAGACAUGCAUUUUUCAAAUCACUGAUGAUCCCAUGUAAUGUCAAAAUUUAGAGAAUAAUGCUGAAAAGAAUGCAUCCCAUAUUUUCAAAAUAUGAGUUUUUCAUUCUCAUUCAUUUCUUGCGCUUUGAGUUUAGUUGUUCAAUCAUCAUUGUAUUUGUGUUUAUAGGCAUCCAGCAUUUCUGGUGCUGGGUUUUUGAAGGUUCUGUAGCAUUGAGUGCUUGUUGAAUGUGCACCUGCCCCAAUUGUAUGCAGUUGGAAAUCAAGAAUUGUGAAAUACAUUUGUUUUUGCUGACCCAUUUUCCCCCAUUGAUACACAAUCUCAUUAAGUAUGCAAAAUGUGAUACAUUUAUGGAAAUGAAUAAAGGAAGUAAAAUAUGUAACUGAUUAAAGGAAGUAAAAUAUGUAACUGAUUAAAGGAAGUAAAAUAUGUAACU